CGCUGACCGCCCUCUAAGGAACAACAGCUGGAGGAACGACCUGUGUGCUGGUGACGCGACACAGAGGACGAGCACAGGCAGGACGUCGAAGGAGGAGGGCAGGACCACCAAAGGACACACAGGACUCCUAUCAUUGUCUAUCCAUCAUGUCACUUAAGACGUGGCUCAUAUACCGCUGGCGACAGAUUCUCGCUUGCGUGGUCCUGGUGUGCACGACGCUAUGCACGGGCUUCGUGGUGGGCUGGUCCGUCGAGGUCUCGCGGAUCAUGGAGGACCCAAAGACCAACUUCAACAUGACUCAGGAUGAUCAGCAGUGGCUCGUGUCCUGCGCCGGAAUAGCUGCAGUGUUCACAACGCUGGGCUCCGGUGUGGUCGUCGAAGCUAUCGGUCCCUGUCGCCUCCUCAGCUUCGCCCUGCUCCCCGCCGCCCUCGGAUGGGUCGUCAUGGCGGCCACGGACUCCCUGCCUUGGGUGUUCGUCGGCAGAGUCAUCACAGGAGGAAUGGGUCUCAUGAUGACUACCGUCGUGCAGCCUCUCAUCGCCGAAAUCUGCCAAGCCGACGUCCGGGGUCUCCUCUCCUCCCUCCCCGAGAUCAUGGUGAGCGUCGGGAUGCUGCUCAUCUACGUCCUGGCUCGGUUCCUGGACUGGGAGAGUGCGACGCUGGUGUGCGGAGUCCUGCUGUUCCCGGUGGCUGCGACGGUGCUGUUCGUCCCCGAGUCUCCCUACUGGCUGCUCAAGAACGGAAAGGAGAAGCAGGCGCUCAGGUCCCUGAUGAAGCUGCGAGCCCCGGAACAUGACGUCGACGCCGAACUCAGCUCCAUCCGCGACGCCCUCAACAGCCAGAACGGGUCCAUCGUCAAGCAGUUCAAAGCUCUGAAGGAGCCUGGCAAUUGGCGCCCCGUUCUCCUCGUCACGUCCAUCUUCAUCCUCCGUGAGCUGGGCGGCGCCAUGGUCAUUUUCAUGUACGCCGUGUACUUCUUCGAGAACGCGGGCGUGCAGCUGGACCCGUUCACGUGCUCCGUUCUGCUGGGCGUGUGCAGGGUGGUGUUCACCUUCAUCUCGGCCAUCACGAUCGACAAAGUCGGGAGGCGGCCGCUGCUCAUCUGCUCGUCCGUGGUCUGCGGCCUCUCCAUGUUCGUUACAGGUGGAGUCCUGUACAGCGGAAACGCAAACGUUUCCUGGAUCCCCCUGACGGCCGUGAUGGUGUACGUCGCAUCCUUCGGUCUUGGCGCAGGUCCUGUACCCUGGAUUCUACUGGGAGAACUCCUGCCCACGCCCGUCCGCUCUCUCGGCGCCUCCCUCUGCACUGGCAUCUUCGUACUCCUUCUCUUCGUCAUCACUGAGGUGUUCCCCGACCUCACGUCCACCAUCGGCCUCGAAGACGCCGUCCUCGCCUUCGGUUCCUUCUUCAUCAUCAUGGCUCUCGUCGCCUUCUUCUUCCUGCCGGAGACCAACUGCCGCACCCUCGAGGAACUCCAGCACGCCUUCGUGGGAGGCGCCUCCCUCACGUCCUUCUCCCACGCAGGAAGGGAGGGAUACACUCCAGCCUACGGAAGCACCUUCCCCUCCACGUCCCAGGCCACGGAGAAGGUGCACUAGUCUCCUCCAGGAUGCCAAUGAGGCGAACUAGUCAAGCUAAAGUCAAAUCCCCAAAUGUUGCCAAGACUAUCGAACACUCGUCACGCAUUUUCUGUUCUUCGGAUUUAGUUGACCUUUUUUUUUUAAUUGUUACGGGAUCCUGAUAAUAUGCGUGGAUCCAACUGAAAGCUGAAAGAAGUGUUUUACAUGUUUUUUUCUUUCUCUUUUUCAGCAAAUACUACUCAUUUCAGCAUUGGUUGUUACAAACAAAGAGUUUAUUGUCUGUGCUGUAUAGAGAUAAGAAAUAAAUAUCUUUUCUUUGCCAUUUCCACAGAUAGGCAAUGACUGUAAAGUAAUUUUAGCCAACUAUAGGAUGCUGCUGCCUCAUGAUACUGUAUUUAAUCUUUCUAACACAAAUAAAGUAUAUUUGGAAGAUAAAAAGUUACAUUACUUGUUGCAAAAUUUUAAUCCUUCUCAGUCACUGGUUUGUUUACAUUCUAUACAAGUAAAAGCCUGAAGAUCA
Molecule: messenger RNA, 2100 nt
Organism: Penaeus chinensis
Lineage: Eukaryota; Metazoa; Arthropoda; Malacostraca; Decapoda; Penaeidae
Product: facilitated trehalose transporter Tret1-like
Exons: 9
Coding region: 147-1598 (483 amino acids)
Biological process (GO): transmembrane transport
Cellular component (GO): membrane
Molecular function (GO): transmembrane transporter activity
Source: RefSeq, a predicted model, not a curated record